Aspergillus sclerotioniger CBS 115572 is the source of this 1396-nucleotide messenger RNA. Its product is annotated as threonine/serine dehydratase. The transcript is spliced from 2 exons. The coding region runs from base 189 to 1322 and encodes 377 amino acids. Lineage: Eukaryota; Fungi; Ascomycota; Eurotiomycetes; Eurotiales; Aspergillaceae. Gene Ontology annotation, biological process: pyruvate biosynthetic process; D-serine biosynthetic process; L-serine metabolic process. The record is from RefSeq and is a predicted model, not a curated record. Gene Ontology annotation, molecular function: magnesium ion binding; threonine racemase activity; ATP binding.
UCUGCACAUGUCUCCUUACGUUCUGCCUGGUUUGCAAGCAUGGCGUGAAUGCGGGGUCCGAUGGCGGAGAUAUAUCCUGUCGAGUCAUCGGCCUUAUCUCGGCAUAGUAUUCCGCCGUCCCCUCUAGCUUUCUCUCCCCUCUUCCUCUUCAUAGACAAUUUUCCACCUCGUAAACGGAUUAAUUCCAAAUGAUGGACCCUUCUUUUCUCGUGCAAUCCCUCACUCCCUCGGCUGUCCAUGCCGCCUAUGCUCUUGUGAAGCCCUACGUGCACCGCACUCCCCUCCUCACCUGCCAAACCCUCAACACCAUCGCCUCGACACCGCAAUCCCCAGAGGCAUUGACCGGAACCCCCUUUGAGGGCCAAUCUCCUGCCAAUCCCAAAUUCAACUUCUUUUUCAAAUGUGAGAACUACCAGCGGAUAGGUGCCUUCAAGGCCCGGGGGGCCUUCCAUGCUCUGUUACGACUCAUCGCCGAGCGGGGUAAGGAGGAGGUGCAGAAACGGGGUGUCAUUACGCAUAGUUCUGGGAACCACGCCCAGGCUCUCGCUCUCGCUGCCUCCACGCUCGGUGUGCCCGCCUACAUUAUCAUGCCCGAGAUUAGCACGCCUUCCAAGAUCGCGGGGACACGCUCGCACGGCGCAGAGGUUAUCUUCAGCGGGUCGACGAGCGUAGAGCGCGAGGCCGUCGUGGAGGAGGUGCAAGGGAGGACUGGGGCCAUUCUGGUCCCGCCCUACGAUGACUUCAAUAUCAUCUGCGGUCAGGGCACCUCGGCCCUCGAACUCGAAGACCAGUACGGAGAGCUGCUGGCUGAGAAGCCCCAGCUGAGCAUCCACCAGGAAAGCAAGGCGCUGGAUGCAGUCAUCACCCCAAUCGGUGGAGGCGGGCUCAAUGCCGGUGUCGCGACCUUCUUCUCGGAUAAGACGACCAAGGUGUUCGGCGCGGAGCCCACUUUCGAGGGCGCGGACGAUUGUCGGCGCGGGUUGGACGCCGGGGAGCGUGUCCCGGCCGUGUCGACGCUGACAAUCGCGGAUGGGUUGCGGACGCCGGUCGGGUUGUUGAACUGGGAAGUGAUUUCGGACCGGAACAAGGUGGCCGGUGUGUUUGCCGUCACGGAGGAGCAGAUCAAGGCGGCACUGCGGCUGGUGCUGGAACGCAUGAAGGUGGUGGUAGAGCCAAGUGCCGUGGUUGGUUUGGCUGUUUGCCUGUACAAUGAGGAGUUUCGACGGCUGGUCGAAAAGGAGGCUCUUGAGGGUUGGGAUGUGGGCAUCGUGUUCAGCGGAGGAAAUACCACGGUUGAGGCCAUUGGGAAGUUGUUCAGCUAAGCAUCUCAGCUGAGGCUAUCGCUGUCUUCCUGCACAUGUACAUAGCUGAUGUAAAUCAACCAAUGUCGACCCCG